UUAUAGCUAAAAUUGGGACUACCUCUUUAUGGCUGGUGCAGAGACUGAAAAGAAAGAUGCUUACUUGGACCGGGAGGCCUACCCGGUAGCUGGCCGAAUAAUUCUCAUUACAGGAGCCAGUGCAGGAGUGGGCAAGGAAGCUGCUCGUGACCUGGCCUUGCGAGGAGCCACAAUUGUGAUGGGAAAUAGAGACCUGGAAAAGAGCAACCGGGUCAUCCAGGCUCUUCGAGAAGAAGAGGGAAAUGACAAAUUACCCGAGGGCCGCAUUGUGGUGAAGAGAUUGGAUUUGGCAGAUUUGGAAAGCGUGAGAACCUUUGCAGAGGAGAUUAAGAGAGAGUAUCCUGUUAUUGACGUUCUCAUCAACAAUGCUGGUAAAAUGGCAGGUCCUAGAAUAGUUACGAAAGAUGGAUUCGAGUCUCAGUUCCAGACGAACCAUCUGGGUCAUUUUUUGUUGACACACUUGCUAAUUGAUAAUAUAAUCAGUUCUUCCAAUAAACCGCGAAUUAUCAAUCUAUCAUCGAAAGCUCAUGAAAGCGCAAAAGCUAACUUUUUAGAGGACUUGCAAUGCGAAAAGUCCUACCCAUCUCAAGGUUUUGGAGCUUACUGCAACACGAAGCUAAUGAAUGUUCUCUUUACUAAAAGUCUAGCUGCAAAAUACGCUGGAAAAGUCAACACAUACGCUGUUCAUCCGGGUUUCGUAAAAACCGAAUUGGACCGAUCCAGUAAAAUAUCUCAAUGUGUAUACAUGUUGACAGGAUUCUUUGCUAAGACUGAAAAACAGGGCGCACUUACUACUAUAUAUUGCACUGUGAGUGGGAAAACAAGCGAAGAAACAGGGUUGUAUUAUGCAGACUCUGCUGUAAAGGAACCUACUAAGAUAGCGAAGGAUCCAGAGCUAGCUCAGAAGCUGUGGGAUGCGAGCUGUGAGCUCCUAAAUAUAAAAUGGGGGGUCUAAAAUUAUUGUAAAUUGUAAAUUAUGGCAAGUUUUUUUCCACGUGAUUCAAUGCUUUUCCUUAGCUUCCCCCUUAGUUCCUCAGCUCUAUCAUGAAUGCUUUCUUCAAUUUAUUUAAGGGUUCUGGAAACCUAACUUCAUCAAACCAUCUUGUGACCACGCUAGUAGCAGAGAUUCAUAAAUGUAAAAUUAGCCUCUUAGGUUGAUCUUUUCAAACAAUGGUUUUUUACUAAUAGUGUAGCGUGUUCAAAUGUGUUUUACUCCUGAUUGUUCAACGGUGCAGAAUAUUUCCUUAAUAUCUUUUCUACGAUAAAUUCUACCUCCUUUGAUGGAUUUUAUUACAAUAGAUGUCAAUCUUUAUCUUAAGCUUGAAAUAAAUCCCCCUCUCUAUUGUUUUGCAAUUGAGCUCAAGCUAGCUUGAAGCCAGGAUUUAAUGAAUGGUAUUUCGGGAGUCUAAAGAAAGGAUGUCGCCCUUUGAUUUUUAUUGACCAUCUCUCGAAGCGUCUCGAAACGACCUUUGCAAUUGACCUCGAAUUGAAUCCAAAAAUCUUGAUGUCUGUGUGAUUGAAAUUGAAUUAGCUGACCUGAAAGUCUCGUUCUUUUUAUGGCUCCCAUCUUUUGACGUUCU
This is a messenger RNA of Symsagittifera roscoffensis, 1580 nucleotides long. Its product is annotated as retinol dehydrogenase 12-like. The transcript has a single exon. The coding region runs from base 29 to 955 and encodes 308 amino acids. The record is from RefSeq and is a predicted model, not a curated record. Lineage: Eukaryota; Metazoa; Xenacoelomorpha; Acoela; Convolutidae.